UCGGUAGGGUUUUUGGGAGGUGGGGGUGCUAAUAAGUUAAGUUGUUUGUGAAUAACCUGUUGAGGAUGGUCUCAUAAAAAAACCUUUUUACACACCAACCUUGGUGAGAACAUGACAGCUAGGCUGCGUAGGUAUCAUUUUCUGUUUUGUAUGAACUUGUUUUUUUUUAUUUUUCCGAAGAAGAAUCAUUCUAUGUACGACUUAUUGAUAGUACGAAAGGUAAAGGUCACCUGCAUUCAUUUUCGAUUCGCGCCAAGUUUAAUGGCGAAAUAGGGUCAGGCUCAUGAACAUCUCUCACUGCCAUGACAGAUUGUGAAGUAGCCAGAGAAGUCCUGAAGAUGUCGGAUGAAGCCAACACUCCUCAGAGGUCUAUUCUUGACUUCUUCAAAACUCCACAGAAAGAUAUGAUGACAGCAAAACCCAAAGGUCUUCUUGGAUUCUUCUGUAAAAAGGAGAAUAAUGGUGCGAAGAAUGCUGUGGAAAUAAACUGUAUUGGAAAGGAAACCCCUGCUGCAAAACAAAACAUGUUGAAGAAAGAAAAUGGGGGAAAAGGAGAGAAAAACAAACUUCAAAAGAAAAGAAAGAGAUCAACCUCAAAGGAUCAAGGCAGUUCUGACGAUGAGUACAGGAAAAAUGACAAAACUUCAGGGAGGAAAAAUAAAUUAAAGAGGAAGAAGGAAGAACUGGAGAAAGCAGAAGCCCUUGGGAAGACAAAUAGUGAAACUAGGACAGACACUGCUGGAUCUCUAGGAAACUUGAUGGAGAGAACAGAGAGACAAAGCGAGACAGCAGCUGAGGGUAACAAUGGGGAUAUCAUUGAUGUAGACACAGAGCCGAAAAAUGAAGGAAGAACUGUUCAGAUGGAAACCAUGGAAGGAAUGGGCAAUGAUUCAGAGAAGGAGUCCAGAGGAAUGGAUGAAGAGGUGGAAGGAAUGGCAGAUGAAAAUGAUGCUGGUGUAGAGGUUAGAAAAGAUGGCUGCAGCCAAGAGAGGGAAGAGGAACAAGGAGCAACAGUGACUCUAGAGGGAAAAAAACAAAUAGACAUUGAAAAGUGUAGAACUAAAGACAAGAGUAAGGAAAAGAGUUGUAGGAGGAGUAAACUAAGAAAGAAAGUGAAGGAAUCAGGUUCACAAGAAACUGUGAACAAAUCAUUGAACUUGUCAGAUGUUUGUGCUAACAUGGUUGAUGGUUCAGUCAUAAGUGAUGGGGAAGUGAAUACUAGUCAAGUGAAGGUUGAUUCUGGAGACACUGAGGAAGAAAUUGUAAAGGAAAAUAAUGAGAAUGAAACCAGCAAACAAGGCUUUGUAGAUGUUAGCAAUAAUGUGUACCUUGAUAAGGAAGUUCAUACAGAAAAUGCUGUGAGAAAAGUUACCAAUGACAAGUUGGAAAAUUCUGGGGAAGUGGAGGAAGAAAGUUAUGAACAUUUCUUAUUGAUGCAUAACUGUGGGAGUAAGACUAUGGACAUGGUAGGAAAGGAAGAUGUGUGUGAGCAGAUGGAGGAGAAUCUUGCUGCCAAGGACAAGAUGCAAAAGGGAACUAGUAAGGAAACCAGAGAGAACCAGCAAACAAGUGGGAGUAUACACAGUAACAAAGCAGUGAAAAAGAAAAGCGGUCGUCAACCCAAGAAAGCAGAAGGCUUACAUUCCACAUCCAACAGUAUUAGUCAUUCAGUUGAAAUUGCUGUAAGUGAUGAGGGUAAAGAUGGUGAUGAAAAGGGUAGUGUGAAGGAGGUUAGUUAUGCAGACUAUUUAAUCACCAUUGGUGAAGACAAAUCAGAGGGCAAUAUGAAGGCAAAGAGAAGCAUUAAUGAUCUGUUGGGUAAAGGUGUUGAAAGUAUGGACUCUCAAGCUCGAGAUGUAGGACUCGGCAAAUCUUGUGAAGAUGAUGGAGCAGACAUUCCGAUGCCGAAACAGUACCCAUCCAUUACAAACUUCUUCACCAAAGUCAACAGAAAUGAAAUAUCUCAAGAUACUAAGGCCAAGACAAAAUCCGAUCACAUGACCAUCAAAGCUGUAGUUCAUGAGCAAAACUGCCAGAAUGCAAAGGGAAAGGAAGGAAAAAGUGAUAAAAAGAAUGGGGUUAAAAAAUUACAACUAUCAAAACAUAAGAGUGAAGAUACCAUUCAGGUGCUUAGUUCAGAGAUUAUUGUAAUAGAGGAUAAAGAUAUGGAUGUCAAUUGCCACAGGAGCGAGAAGUGUGUGAGUCAGGAUUUAACAGAAGAAACAGAAUUAGAAGCAGAUGAUGUCAUAGAUAUAGCAGAAGAUGAAAAGGUCAAGAAAAACUUGUUUUUACACAGUGUUACUGCACCGGAAAAGUCUGUCAAACAGAAAAUGUCACAAGCAACAAUCAAAUUUACAAACAAAGGUCUGCAAAUGAAGAAAACAGAAAGGGAUCGUGUAGAAAAACCACUGGAAGAGACAUGUGAAAGUACAACAGAGCCAAAUAAGAGAAAAAGAGGUCGGCGAAAGGGGGUUUGUAAAACAGGAAAUGUCAGUACAGCACAACUCAACACAACUCAGUCGAAUCCAGAUUCUAGCCGAACUUUUGAUGAUGAGUCGAUGGAAGAAGACUUUAAAGGUUCCUGUGAAAGUCUAGCAGAGAGGAGAAAGUCACUCAGAUUAAAAUAUAAAGUCAAACUUGUACAAAACACAGAGGAUGGGUCUCCCAUCAGGAUGAAAUUCAUGAGGUGUUCAAAGAGUAGUAGUGGAAGUAGCCAGAAUGAAUUAUUCACUCCAAAGUCUAAAGAAAAGGCCAGAGCAAGGUCAGUUUUGAGAAAGCAAAGUAAAGCUCAGAAGUUACUAGAGAAAGCCAAGAAAGUAAAGGGAGGCAAGAAAGAGGCUCGGGCUAAUUCCAAAAUUAAAAUAACCAAGGAGACAAGAAAGAUGAAGGAACGAGGAAUUGACAAAGAACUAGGAGGAAGAAGGAGAAGCUCAAGAUUGUCGGACAGACAGAAGAGCCUGAAGGAGAUAGAAAUUGUGGAUUUGGAUGAUGAGGAUGACGACACAAGGGAUUCUUGUUACACACCAACCAAACCCAGCAAGAAAUUAAGGGCUCAGAAACAAACAGCAGCUAAGAAAUCAACAGAGGUGAAGAAUAUAGCACCCAUAUUCUUAAAAAAGAAACCUAAGGCUGCAGUGAAUAGUCCAGUCAAGAAGGUAUUGGAUCCUGAAACAGAAAAGUUAAAGCGAGCUUUCUUAAUGAGUGGGAUCCCUGCAGAACUAAAGCAGAGUAUCACUGCUACAGCAUCAAAUGUAGUGGCCAGUUAUCCACCUCUCCCAAGAGACAACCACGUCCAGCAGAAGUCGGAAUCCAGGAUGUGGAGCGUGGAGAAUGUGAUUCUGAAGACUGUAGCUGAAACAGAUUUGUGUGCACAGAUAGCACAGGAAUGGCACCUGGGCACCACACACAGACAGUCGGUGACCAACAGUCUCAAAACUGAUGUACAUAAACCAUUGCCGUGUGAAAAAUUUAAAGAUGAUAUCCUCAGCUGUUUACUGAAGGAGACAAGUCGGGCCUGUCCAUCAUUUCCCACACAGAAGAUGUACAACAUUCUGAAGGAGAAGCAGGACGACGACAUGACUGAGGAGAAGGAUGAGAAAUCGAAGGCAAAGGAAACAAAGGGAAAGUCAGAAAAGGAAAAACCGCGGAGGAGUUUGAGGAGAAGGAAGGAAGUGAUAGAGAUAAUUGAUGUAGGAGGCAGUCCGGAAUCCAAGGCUGACCAGGACAAGAAAGAAGACAAGCAGGAAAAUACUCCUCUGGCUUUGUCCUGGCCCGAGAAAUACCAGCCCCUCCAUUCCUCGGAGAUCAUCGGUAACCCCGCCAUCAUUAAAAAGCUGAGGGCUUGGCUUAUACAGUGGAAAGAGUGUCUGGAUAAGGAAGCAAAGAGAGCCAAACUGAUGAUGAUGAAAGAGAAGAAGAAAAACCAGAAAAUAAUAGAAGAAGAGGAGGAAGAGGAGUGGUGGACAGAUGAUGCCAGUGACUUUGACAUGGACAGCGAUUCUGAUGAGGAGGAGAGGCUGUGUAACACUGCCAUGUUAACCGGUCCCCUGGGUGUAGGCAAAACAGCCACAGUAUAUGCUUUAGCACAGGAACUUGGCUUCAAGGUGUUGGAGGUGAAUGCCUCGUCCAACAGGAAUGGCAAAAGAAUUCUGGCCCAGCUUCAAGAAGCAACCCAAUCCCAGCAGGUGUCCAAACAUCACUUUAGUGGAACAGGUUCUCCCAAGAAACUGACAAACAAUGCAAAUAUGGACGCACAUUCCAAAUCCAAACCUGCAGUAUUCACCAAUUUGUUCAGGAAAGCAGCCAACCAACAAUGCAAUGAUGCAAAGGGUACAAAGGAAAAAGGAAGUGUGGGCAGGAAGAAACUGAAAAAGAACAAAGAUAAUGACAAAGUGGAGAAAGAACAGAAAAGGAGAAAGAAGGGUGAAGACUUAACGAAGACUUCUCAGCAGGAGAAGAAGAAAAGUGUGAACCUUUCAUGUACUUCACUUAUCUUGUUCGAUGAGGUGGAUUUGGUAUUUGAAGCUUUUGACAAAGGUUUCUGGGCUGCUGUUAAAAAUUUCAUGGAUUCCACCAAAAUUCCCAUUAUAUUGACCAGCAAUGAUACAACACUACCUCAGAAGUUUGAGGGCAAAUUUGAACAUUAUAAAUUCAAAGCACCUUCAAUAAUCUCGACCUCCUGCUAUUUGAGGCUGGUGGCUUUGGUGGAGAACUUCAGGAUAGACUGGGAUGAAAUCGUAAAUCUUGUCACGUUAUGCCAUUCAGACCUACGCCGAGUAUUACUUUUAUUGCAGUUUUGGCUUAAUUCAGGGGGAGGCCAAAAGGUCAAGAGGCCAAUUAAAAACAUUGAACCAGAAAUAAAUCAGCAAGCUUAUAAGCACCUGCCAGUUAAUGAUGAAAAUUCCUGUUCUCAGAAUGCUGUAGAUGGAUUAAGAAGGGAAACAAGAACUAAAUUGAACUCAUUAGCUGAUGAUGGUGGUGAUGAUGAUGACGAUGACUUUGUUUCCAUUAGACCAAUAACAUGUAAAAGGAAUCAGGUGAUCUGUGAUGAUGAAAAUUCCAAUCUCACUCCCCCUGUCAUUGGAGAUCAAUUGAUAGAUGGUGAAAAAUGUCCUGCAGUGAAUGUCUCUUGUCUAGAAAGUAUGCUGGGACUUCCCAUCAGGAAUGAAUCGGGCAUUCUGGGAUUUCUAAUCAAAACUCUUCAGGAUGAUAGUGGCAGAGAUGAAGAGCUUGCCAUUCAGGCUUGUCAACAGUAUCUGAAGCUGAAAAUGGAUCUUCUCUAUGACCAUCAUCUGGAGAUGUUACCUCUGAACAAAGUCACAGUAGAUACUCUGGGACCUGAAAAGAAGGCCCCCUCUCCUGUCAAAUCCAAGAGGAGGCGAAUUAGAAUGACCUCGGAUUUGUACGAUAGUGAAGGAUCGGACAGCGAACCCACUAACAUCCCAGAGGCCGUCCCUGUUAUUGAAGAGUUGAGUAAACAAAGUGAAGUAAACUCGCAGGAACUCGUCGGGUCACUGAGUGAGUUUGCUCACUAUUACGACAGUUUGUCGUUCACCGACACACUGCGGUCGGUGGAGGAGAGUAUUGUGGGAGAUCGGAACAGUGAGUGUGGAAUGACUGAAAAACCACAGAUGCAUGAACACUCGGAGCUCUGGAUGCAAGAACACGCUAGUGAAGUGCGUUUCAGUAUAGAGUGGAAAGGUCUUCAUAGGCUCCAUCAGAAACUGAGGGAAAUACAUCAGGGUCUGCCAGACCAAAGUGAUGAACGAUUUACAGUGCCUGUUCUGAAGGGAAGAAGUGCUACCCUAACUCAAGGACUGGCUUGUCCAGAUAUGAGAUCUUGGAAUGCGACUGACAAAGCGUAUAGAAAUGUGCUAUACACUCUGCCCUUGUCAGUCCAGGGCCAGAAAUCCUCAGCCAUGUUGGAUUAUCUCCCCUAUCUGAGAUCUAUUACAAAGGAUGAACAGAUCAGACAAGCAGCUAAACUAAAGAGAAGAUUUCACCACUAUUUUGAUCAGAUAGGACUUCAUCUGAAGGAUCAAAGUCUAGAAAUUUUAAAACUGUCUUUCUCAUAGAUGGUCACAAGUUGAUCAUUCUGUGAUGCAUUUUAAGGGGUUUUUUUUAAAUGUGUGAGUGUAUAUUUCAAAUUUUACAAUAUGUAUAUGUAUUUGAUAUAUGUCUUUGAUAUUUCUUACUUGAAGAACAAUAUUACUAGUGAUUAGUGUAUAUUGGAACACCGGACCUCAAUUCUAAUGGUAUUAAGCUUCAAUAGACACAAUUGUCAGUUUCUGUGCAAUGAUCAGGAUUUCAAUUGACUGGAAAAUGUUGUAUUUGUAGAUAGUAAUGCAAAUGUAAGUCUUAAUUUAUUUUAUUUUUUUCAGAAUUUAUAUUGUCUUUUAUUGUUAUACGCCCGUCUUAAGACGGGCCGUAUUAUGUUAUGGCCUUCAUGUCCGUCCGUCUGUUAGCUUUUUCGUGUCCGGCUCAUAAAUUAAAUACUAUAAGGCCUAGAAUAAUCAAACUUUGUCAGUUGAUACAUCUUGGGUAGAAGGUGUGUCGCACAUUAAAACCAGGUCGCUGUGACUUUUAAUUAAGAAGAUAUGGCCAAAUAUGGUAAAACCCUGUCCGGCUCAUAACUUGAAAACUAUUUGAUCUAGAAUCAUGAAACUUGGUCAACUUAUGCAUCUUAGGUAGAAGGUGUGUCGCACUGUACUUUAAGGUCACUGUGACAUUUAGUUGAAGUGAUUUUUUGAAAAAAGUAUGUUAUAAUUGGUACAAUCCCUACUCAUACAAGAGUUUUGUAGAAAACCUCAUUCAAAAAUGUUACAUCAAGAAAACACAUAUUUUUUUUAUGAUAUACUGUACAGCUUUUUUUUUAGCCUAUGUAAUGUUUCCUUUGUUUCUAACAAUAACAUGAGAAAUUCCACUUGUCCCAUGGGAGUAGCAUGCAAAGGGCAUUUUGACAAGACUAAUUAAUGAGUUUUGUGUAGAGCAUCUCUGAUCAACAUGAUCAAGCAGGUGUUAUCUUUAUCUCUAGGGAAUUGGGCAGAGAGAUCUUAGCCUCUUAAUUGCAGAUAUACCAGAAAUUAUUUGUGAAAGUGAAUUUGUUUGUUGUGGUUAGUCUUUAUUUUCGAAAUUAAUUUGACAUUGUACUAUAUAAUUUUUAAUUUUUUUUCUCCGCAACCUAUAUGCAGAGUAUCAUUUCUCACUAAGACAACAAAUGGUUGCAAUAUGUAUAAAGGCCUAUUUUAAUGAUUAGUAUUUUGAUGUUUUGUUAUGGCUGUGGCAUUGUUCAGAAAAAAGAUAUACAAUGAACAAAGCUGCAGAUUGGGCAUUUGUGUAAAUUUGAACAGAUGAAAUAGUAUUGCAAUAACCAUAUUAAAAAAUGUUAAUUCAAGAAACUACACAUUCUUCAUUAUAUACACUGUACUAUACAGCAGUAUAUAACAAACAAAUUAUUUCUUUUGUGUCAGUAACAAGAGAAAUUUCCCUUGUCCCAUGGGUGUAAUUAUCAAGCAAUUCAGGAGGCAUUUUGCUAACAGAAAAAUUGCAUUCUGUCAAAUUACAGAUUAAUUAAUGAGUUUAGAAGAUUUCUGUUACAGCAAUCUGAUCAAGGAGGUGCUAUCUAUAUCUCUUGCAAUCGGGAAUUGGGCAGAGGAAUCUGGCCUUCUAAUUGAUCUGUCAAAUUUUAGAACAGUUCUAAUUGGUAGCCAUUACUUUGAAAGUUAAUUUGGUAUAAAGUUUAAGAAUUAAUAUGAUAUUGUAAAAUAUAUUUUUAUUUUAUAUCUCAACAACAAGGUGCAGAUUGUCAUGUCUCACUAAGAUGACAGUUUUACAGUCUAAGAAUAAACAUAAUGACUAAUGUUUGAUGUUUUAUUACGCUGUGCAUUGUUCUUCAUUCCUUAAAAUACAAUGAGCAAAGCUGCAGAUGUGCAUUUCUCAAGUCUAACACAACCAGUUGAGAAAUAUAUGAUGUAUUAUUUUUUUCUAAUUAAUAACUACACCAUAGGAGAUGCACCAGUGUUUGAAAUAACCGUUUUUAAUCUAUAUUUAUUUAUAUUGACAUCACCAUGCAUAUUUUACUUUUAUACUUGAAGAUUUGACAAAGGCAGAUACUGAUAUAUGUAUUUUUUGAUAUGUUGAAUAAAUCAACCUUUUUGAGUACUCCCAUUUAUUGUAAGUUGUUUGCUUGGAUAAAGGGCUAUCUUGCACUUUAAUCAUUUCAUUGAAAACAUUUGGGAAAAUGUUUUUAUAUCCUUUUAAAAAUCAUUAAGCUUACAUUAUCAAUAUUUGAAGCAAUGUCACAUGAGGCCAUAAAGUGGGUAAGAUUCUUAAAGGAAGGAUGACAUUUGGUUCCAUGCAUACCUACAUGUAUCUCUUCAUGGUGAUAUGUUCAUGUUAACAAUAUGUGACGGGCGUAUCAUGUGCCGUGGCGGUGCACUUUAUUUUUGGUAAAUUUAAGUAUGUGUUGAUAUAAUUAAAUUAUACUGAUGUACAAAUUUAAUACAAAUCAAUCUGAUUGCAUGUAGUGUAAUUUGCAUCUGAUGCCGUGUAAGUGAUGAAAUAUUGUAUUAUUAAAGUAUAAGACUGAU
Ostrea edulis (European flat oyster) is the source of this 8588-nucleotide messenger RNA. RefSeq names its product ATPase family AAA domain-containing protein 5-like. Gene Ontology annotation, molecular function: ATP binding; ATP hydrolysis activity; DNA clamp unloader activity. Gene Ontology annotation, cellular component: nucleus. The transcript has 19 exons. NCBI's taxonomy places the organism in Eukaryota, Metazoa, Mollusca, Bivalvia, Ostreida, Ostreidae. The record is from RefSeq and is a predicted model, not a curated record. The coding region runs from base 303 to 6074 and encodes 1923 amino acids.